Messenger RNA from Lepus europaeus (European hare), 936 nucleotides. Its product is annotated as olfactory receptor 6C2-like. Gene Ontology annotation, cellular component: membrane. NCBI's taxonomy places the organism in Eukaryota, Metazoa, Chordata, Mammalia, Lagomorpha, Leporidae. Gene Ontology annotation, molecular function: olfactory receptor activity; G protein-coupled receptor activity. The record is from RefSeq and is a predicted model, not a curated record. The transcript has 2 exons. Gene Ontology annotation, biological process: G protein-coupled receptor signaling pathway. Bases 1 to 936 code for a protein of 311 amino acids.
AUGAGAAACCACACAAUAACAACAUUCAUUCUCCUGGGACUAACAGACGAUCCACAACUUCAGGGCCUGCUUUUAAUUUUUCUGUUUUUUGCCUACUUAUUGAGUGUAACUGGGAACUUGGCUAUUAUCUCACUUAUAUUCAUUGAUUCUCACCUUAAAACACCAAUGUACUUUUUCCUACAAAAUUUUUCAUUCUUAGAAAUAUUAUUCACAUCAGCUUGUAUUCCUAGAUAUUUGUAUAACCUAUUGACAGGUGACAAGACUAUUACUUAUUGUGCUUGUGCUAUUCAAGCAUUUUUUACAGAUCUUUUUGGAGUUACUGAGUUUUUCCUUCUGGCCAUCAUGUCCUAUGACCGCUAUGUGGCCAUCUGCAAACCCCUGUAUUACAUGACCAUCAUGAGCAGCAGAGCCUGUAGAAGUUCCAUCUUUUGUUGUUGGAUGGCUGGCUUUUUAAUCAUACUCCCACCGUUUAGCUUGAGUCAGAGUCUGGAAUUCUGUGACUCUAACAUCAUUGACAGCUUUCUUUGUGAUGUGUCUCCCUUCCUGAAGAUAUCAUGCUCAGACACAUGGGUCAUUGAGCAGAUGGUUAUAGGCUGUGCUGUGUUGACCUUCAUCACAACCCUUCUGUGUGUAGUUUUCUCCUACAUAUAUAUAAUCAGAACGAUUACAAGAUUCCCCUCAGCCCAGCAAAGGAAGAAGGCCUUUUCCACCUGCUCUUCCCACAUGAUUGUGGUCUCCAUCACCUAUGGCAGCUGCAUCUUCAUCUAUGUGAAGCCCUCAGCAAAGGAGUCAGUGGCCAUUAACAAGGGCGUGAUCGUGCUCACCACCUCCAUCGCGCCUAUGCUGAACCCCUUCAUCUACACCCUGAGGAACAAGCAAGUGAAACAAGCCUUCAAUGACUCAGUCAAAAGAAUUACAUACCUGGCCAGAUCUUAA